ACCACGGUCGACAAGUCUUUACGUAUGGGUCCCCCACGCUGCCCCACACCUGGUACCUGCUCGAAAGAGCGAAAGUGACGAAGGUAGAAUACGAUGAAACAGUACAUGUAGUGAAAUCACUUAAGUGUUGUCAACCAAAUGACUUAAGCUAGUUUAAAUAAAAUUUGUGUGAAGGAACUAUGCCACGAAAACUACUAAAAUUUCUAAUACUAUUUGACAAUACAUCACUGCUAUAUUUUCCUGGGCAAUUUUUGUCAGGAAGAGUCCUCAUUGAACUUCAAGAUGACACACCCGCACUCGGUCUUCACUUUCAUGUGGUUGGAGAAGGCGUCGUCAGGGUGAGAACGUCGAGGCAAGAGCGAUUAUAUGAUAAAGAAAAUUAUAUUGAUUUCAAAAUGAGACUCCUCGGAGAACCAGGAGAAGGACCAACAGUUCUGUCUCCAGGAAUACACAGUUUCCCAUUUAAGCUAGGAUUACCUUUAGGUUUACCGUCGACUUUUAUAGGCAAACAUGGCUGGGUUCAAUACUUUUGUAAAACAGCCCUCAGUGAACCCAACGGUUUGACCCAUAAAAAUCAACAAGUUUUCAUAGUUAUGAAUCCAAUCGACUUAAAUUUAGAACCUUCAGUUCUGGCACAACCUUUUCGAUGUGAAAUUGAACACAAAUUGGGGGUAAGUUGUGUCGGAGCCGGCCCUGUUAUAUGCAAAGUAACACUGGAUAAAGGUGGCUACGUACCAGGAGAAAGCAUAGGAAUUUCUGCGAGUGUUUAUAAUCGCAGUAACGUAACGAUUAAAAGUACCAGAGCAGCCCUGACUGAAACUGUGGAAUAUUUAUCAAGAGGAAAGAUAAUUCAAUCCGAAAGAAGAGAACUGUCUUCGAUAAAUCGGGGUAAAAUAAAACCGGGAGAAGUUGACGAGUGGGAAAACGAGCAAUUGUAUGUCCCCCCACUGCCCCCUACUAACCUCAGGGGUUGUCAUUUAAUAAAAAUUAAUUAUGAUGUUUAUUUCAUUAUUGAACCAAAAAGUUUAGAAAAGGAAGUUAAACUUCAGUUACCAAUUAUGAUUGCAACAUAUCCGUUUAGAUCGGACGGAAACGAUUCUACAUACAAAUCUGGAACACACUACCCUUCUACAUUACCAGUUUUUAGACCGUGGUUAGAAGACAAGCCUGUGAUAGAAUAACAAAUCUUCUUAUAUGUUAUUGCAAUACCGCCAUAAUAUAUUAGUUUAAUAGCGUGAUGACAUUAUCUUGUAUAUAAUAUACAUAUAGAUAUUUUACUUUAUUUCUAAUAUUAACUUUUAUAGCUAGGUACCUAUUCUAAAUUUCUCAAAUGUUAAGAAAUUAA
This is a messenger RNA of Agrilus planipennis (emerald ash borer), 1345 nucleotides long. Its product is annotated as arrestin domain-containing protein 17. Bases 180 to 1181 code for a protein of 333 amino acids. The record is from RefSeq and is a predicted model, not a curated record. The transcript has 7 exons. Gene Ontology annotation, cellular component: cytoplasm. Gene Ontology annotation, biological process: protein transport. Lineage: Eukaryota; Metazoa; Arthropoda; Insecta; Coleoptera; Buprestidae.